Messenger RNA from Xiphias gladius (swordfish), 1953 nucleotides. RefSeq names its product leiomodin 3 (fetal) (gene lmod3). Lineage: Eukaryota; Metazoa; Chordata; Actinopteri; Istiophoriformes; Xiphiidae. The coding region runs from base 4 to 1953 and encodes 649 amino acids. Gene Ontology annotation, molecular function: tropomyosin binding. The record is from RefSeq and is a predicted model, not a curated record. Gene Ontology annotation, biological process: muscle contraction; myofibril assembly; pointed-end actin filament capping. Gene Ontology annotation, cellular component: striated muscle thin filament; myofibril. The transcript has 3 exons.
AGAAUGUCAAACAGCAGAGACACUGACGAUCUCAAUGAAGAAGACAUUGAUGAGGAUGAACUCCUUGCUAUGCUUUCACCUGAGGAGCUUAAAGAGCUUCAGAGUGAGAUGGAUAUAAUUAUUGCCCCAGAUGAGACUGUACCGGUUGGACAGAGACAGAAGGACCAGACUGAAAAGCCUCCGACCGGGACCUUCGACCACAGAUCCCUGGUUGAUUACCUCUACUGGGAAAAAGAGUCCAAACGUAUGCUUGAGGAAGAAAGAGUGCCUGCUACUCUGCUGCCAAGUGAGAAAACUUUGAGGGAGGAAGCUGAAAAGAAAGAAAAAGAAGAAAACACAGAGAUUGUAAAAUAUGGAGAGUAUGAAGUGAUAGAGGAAGUCAUUGUGGAAGAUGUAGAUGGUACAGAUGGAGAGGAAAUUAUAGAGGAGAUAAUUGAGGAAAUUGUUGAAGAAGUUGAUAAGACGGAUGAAAAGGACAAAGAGGUGGAUGUGAAAGAUGAGAGAGAGGUGAAGCUACCUGUGAAUAUGGACCAACAUGAAAAUAUAGACAAGCAUGUAUGUCCUCUAGAUAACAACACAGAAACAGUAGCAGGAAACAAUACAGAUGGCAAUCAGCCUUUGUCAGACACAAAAGAGAAGACUGAUAGCUUAACCCUCAACAACAGCAAAUCACACUGUGAAGAGAAAGAGGAAAUUAAAACGACAGACUCUCUCCUUCCCAAAGAAGCUCCAGAGGAGCCAGAGAUAAAUGAAACCAAUGAUAAUUUCCAAAAGAAAGAAGAGAGAAAAAUUAACAAAUUAAAUAUCCCAAAGCUGGCCCUCAAUAAUAUAAAAAUGACAUCAAGACCCUCAGGAAAUGAGACAAACUUGGAGUCGACACUUGACAAGAUCCGCAACAACAAUCCCUCUGUUACUGAGGUAAACCUCAACAAUAUAGAAAACAUUCCCAAAGAGAUGCUGCUGGAUUACGUCAACGCCUUGAAGAAGAAUAAAUAUGUAAAAACUUUCAGUAUAGCAAACACCGGUGUCGAUGAGAACAUAGCUUUCAACCUGGCCAACAUGUUACGAGAGAAUCGCAGCAUUACGACUUUGAAUAUCGAGUCUAAUUUCGUAACAGGAAAGGGAAUUGUAGCCAUCAUCCGCUGCCUCCAAUUCAAUGAGACUCUCACAGAGCUGCGAUUUCACAACCAGAGGCACAUGCUGGGUCACCAUGCAGAGAUGGAGAUCUCACGUCUGCUUAAGGCCAACAACACCCUCCUGAAGAUGGGCUACCACUUUGAGCAGCCAGGGCCCAGGAUGGUGGUGACCAACAUUUUAACCAGGAAUCUCGACCGUCAGAGGCAGCUGAGGAAAGAGGAGCAGCGGCAGCAGCAACUGAAGGAGCAAAAGGAGGUGAUGCGAAUGUAUGAGAGCAGUCUAAACCUGCCUCCAGGUUUACUUGAGAGGAUGGGCUACAUACCGCCCCUAGAACUCUUGCAGGAGCAUGGGCUCGUCCCAUCCCCGUCAGAACUGAGCCCUGUGCCUCAAACACACCACCAGACAGAGCAGCCAAAGCCUCAAAAGAAGCCCAAACAUAACAGCAUUCCCAAACAGCUCCGCGGUGAACCAGCAAAUCCAUUAAGGGACGUCCAGCUGAAGAGGACGCCCAAGAAACGUGACCCAUUUCUGGAGCUGGACCCAAGGGACGACAGGAGACCAGAGAGGACCCGUUUGCAACUGAGGAAGACUCACAGAGUGAAGGAAGCAGCUAGUGGAGAAAUGACAGAUGAAAGACCCAACCUGACUGAUGUAAUUAAGACUUUGAAGCCCGUCCCUCGUAGACGAGUGCCACCAAAAGUUGAGCUAACACCACGCGAUCAGCUCCUAAAUGAGAUCAAAAAGAGCAACGUCGCCUAUCUUAAAGCUGUGCCGCUCCCUAAAGUCCUGGAAUCAAGUGAAACGAGUCUCCUCUGA